AUGCGCCUCUACACUCACGUAUUCUUUCUUUUUUCCAUCCUGUCAGCUGCGCUAGCGCUGUGGGAUUCAAAAGACCCCUGUCCCACUUCCAUCGAGGCAAAAAUUGAGGCUGACCCUUCCCGGUCCCUCGACGACCGCUACCCAUACGACGUCACACCCUUCACAACCUGGGACUCCGUCCACUCAGCCCUCCUUACCUGCCCUAACAUAUCCACCCUUGACAUCGGUGUCUACGGGUCCUGCAGUACAUGGCCCGACCGGAUGAAUCUACCGCUCAGCCCUUUCGGCGGUGAAAAGUAUCCCGAUAUCAAAUCUUUGAAGGUUGAAGGCUAUCAGUGGGAGACAUGGCAGCAUGAGGAAAUUUGGAAAGGGCCGAAGUGUCUAGCGCCAGGCAAGCUGGAAUGUUUCAUGGACACAUUGUAUUGGGUCUACAAAGGCCAUUGGAUAAGCUGGCUUGGAUGGCGCACUCAAUCGAAAGAGCAGUGCGAGAAGACCAACGCGGAGCUUUGGCUUGACGCAAUGAACUGGACGCGUAUCGAGGAGCUUUCUGUGGACACCGUCCCGGAAAGCGUGCGGAAGGUUCUCUCGCAGUCGCGAGCGUUGCGCUCGCUGAACACGACAGACAGCGAACUCAUCCUCGGCUUGCCAAAGAACACGCUGACGCAUCUAUCUCUUGUCAACGGCGAGCGCGACACCGUCCUCUUCGAAGAUAUUCUGAACCAGCAGGGCGGAUCUUUGGAGAGUCUUGAGAUGCGCUGGAAUACUGAGCAUCAUCCAUGGAGGUAUGACGGCGAUCUCGACGACGAGAUUCAGAUGAUAAGAAAGAGCGCAAAGCAAGUCAAGCAUCUAAGUAUGAACAUCUUCCGUAACGCUAGCAGCUCACCCUUGGAAACGCUGGGAAAGAUCGUUUCCAUACCCACGCUACGAGAAGCAGACUUUUGGAUAGACAUACUCGGGCCACGGGAGUGGAGUUACAAAGAGCUCCGCGCCCUCGGAGAACAGUACGCAGAGGCAGAAGGCGGCAGAUACCUAUUUCUCAACAAAAAAGAUGCGCUGAAUAUCUUCAAUUACAUGCGAGACAAGAAGCAAGGGCAAGAGCUGGAAAGAGCAACUUUUUGGAUUGGUGACUCGACACGGAAUUGGCUCUGGGAAACCCCAAGAGCGCAUGUAAAAUGUGAAGCGAAAGCAGAUGUUGAUAUGGAAGACUGGUGUGUGGUGGAUGAUCAGUGGCCACACUACCCGAUGUUCGUGCUCACUCCACGGGUAGAAGCCCUGGAAAUUAUGGACACGGAUUUCCGAUGUGGAACGACAUGA
Molecule: messenger RNA, 1314 nt
Organism: Alternaria novae-zelandiae
Lineage: Eukaryota; Fungi; Ascomycota; Dothideomycetes; Pleosporales; Pleosporaceae
Exons: 1
Coding region: 1-1314 (437 amino acids)
Source: RefSeq, a predicted model, not a curated record